Messenger RNA from Punctularia strigosozonata HHB-11173 SS5, 2688 nucleotides. Its product is annotated as Nop14-like protein. The record is from RefSeq and is a predicted model, not a curated record. The coding region runs from base 1 to 2688 and encodes 895 amino acids. Gene Ontology annotation, biological process: maturation of SSU-rRNA. Gene Ontology annotation, cellular component: nucleolus; Noc4p-Nop14p complex; small-subunit processome. The transcript is spliced from 7 exons. Lineage: Eukaryota; Fungi; Basidiomycota; Agaricomycetes; Corticiales; Punctulariaceae.
AUGGCCAAGGGCUCGCAACUUGCCCAGCUCAAGUCGGCGCUCAACAGCGCCGGCAUCCGUGGCCAGCCUCCCCCCUCCAAGAAACGCAAGCGGACGGCUAGGGCGGAGGACACCGAGCGGGAGAAAAAGGCCAAGGCGGCGAGGCUGGAGGAGAUCCACCGCAAGCUCAACCCGUUCGACGAAAAGGUCACCAAGCUCAAGCACGAUGUCUUGGGCAGGAAACUCAAGGGUAUCGCGGGCAAGCCCGCGAAGAGCAAACAGGCCGGGAUCGAGCAGCGCAAGAAAACGCUAUUGCAAGAACAUGCUACUAAACAUCACGCAGGUGGAAUCGUCGACCGCCGCAUUGGUGAAAAUGAUCCUACCAUGACCCCGGAGGAGCGCAUGCUCGAACGGUUCACUCGCGAACGCCAACGAACCGCCCGGGACGCUGGCCUCUUCAACCUGGACGAUGAGACAGAACUCACGCACUAUGGCCAGAGUCUAUCCAACUUGGACGACUUUGAUGGGGCAGGGCUCGCAUUGGACGAUGAGGAGGAGGAAGAGGACCGUGGCCAACUCGACGCUUCCGUUGUGAAGAGGGCACACUUUGGGGGUUUCUCUGAUGACGAAGAAGGAGACGAGCCCGAUCGUCAAAAGAGCAAAGCGGAAGUAAUGGCUGAAGUCAUCGCGAAAUCCAAAGAACACAAGGCUCGCCGUCAGCUUGAAGCUCAAGAGAAUGCCGACCUACGCAUGGAGCUCGAUCAAGAGUUCGAUGCCCUCCGCUCACUGCUGACCGCUGCCUCUGCAACCGCUCAGGAAGCCGGCCAGAUUCUAGAGAAGAAGGACGCAGACUACGAUGCCGCUGUACGAAGUUUGGCGUUUGAUCAGAAGGCGAAGGCGAAGGAUAGAAUAAAGACGGAGGAGGAACUUGCAGCCGAACGCGCGGAGGAGCUAGAGAAGGCAGAGAAGAGACGGUUACGGAGGAUGCAAGGGUUGGAGGAGGAGAGUGGUGACGAAGAGGGCGGAUUCAAGGCGCGACGCAGGGGUGGUCAAGGAGAUGACUUGGACGAUGAUUUUGUCGAUGAGGAAGGGGUGCCCGGUCUAGGAGCUGGUUUGGGUGAUGAGGUAGAGUUCGACGCAGGGGAUGAGGAUUCAUCCCAAGAAAACGACGAUGAAGAGGACAGCGAUCAGGACGGCGAAGAGGAAGAAGACGCGGACGCUGACGAUGACGAGGAUGAUGAGGACCCUGAGGCAUCAGAUGGUUCAGAGCCUGAGGCUCGUAUCGCCGCGCAACGGAUGGCGUCAAAGGGGAAGAGUAAAUCCAAAUCCUCCGAGCUCCCCUACACAUUUCCCUGUCCAUCUACACAUGAGGAAUUCCUGGACAUCAUCGAGAAUAUUCAAGACGAGGACGUUCCGACCGUAGUUCAACGUAUCAGAACAUUGUACCACCCAUCUCUAGCAGAGGAUAACAAGCUCAAGUUGCAGGACCUCGCACGCGUCCUCGUUGAUCAUAUCCUUCAUAUUGCCCAACCGCCUGCCUCACGGUUUCCCCUCAUUUCCUCCCUUCUCCCCCACCUCCUCGCCCUCACCAAAUCGUAUCCGAUUUCGGUUGCUGAGCAUCUCGUCUCCAAGCUCGUGCUCAUGGAGAGAAACUUCAAACGCAGCCUCUCUCUCGCCGCCUCUACCUCGUCUUUCCCCGCCCGAGUCUUCCCCGGGCUGCCCGAGCUCGCACUUUUACGCGUCCUUGGUGUGCUCUUCCCAACGAGCGACCUCAACCACGCUGCUGUCAACCCCGCACGAGUUCUUAUGGGCGCGUAUCUUGCCCUCGGCCUCCCACACUUGCGUACGCUCCGCGACCUAGCAAGUGGACUGUUCGUAUGCAGCCUCUGGGCGAGCUGGGAGGCGCGCAGCCAGCGCUUCGUACCCGAGGCAGUGGCGUUCUGCGCGAACGCAAUCGCUAGGGUCGCACCGACGAAGUGGAAGGACGGCAAAGAGUUGCCGGGCGCCUUUCCUAUUCCGGCGUGGAAUGUGACGAGGGGGUUGAGGGUGAAGAAGGGGGAUUCAAUCAUCGUCGAGGUUGCUAAGCCCAAUAUGGUCCAGAUCUUGGCUAGCGAGGAUGUCAAUCAAGCGAAAACCAAGGUGGAUCUGCUGAACGUUGCCGUGACCACAUUGUGGAGGUUCGCAGAUAUGUAUAAGGACCUUGACGGGUUCAUCGAGCUCUUCGAACCGAUCCUCGAGUUGCUGGAUGGUGUACAGGCACGGAAAUUGCCGCACGCACUUCAGACCCAGCUCGCAUCCACCCGCGAUGCCCUUGCCCGUCUCCUCAAGUUUGCCCGUCAAUCCCGACAACCCCUCCUCCUCCAAGCUCACAAGCCCAUCCCUAUCCCUACCUACCUCCCCAAGUUCUCCAUGUCCACCUCCGGUUCUUCCUUUGCACUCACGCACAAUGAUCCGGACAAGGAGAGAGUCGAGGCACAGAAGCUCCGGCGACAGUUUAAGCAGGAGAAGAAGGGCGCGAUGCGCGAGCUGCGCAAAGACGCGCGCUUCUUGGCGGAGGUGCGCGAGAAGGAGCAGCGACAGAAGGACGAGGCGUACGAGAAGCAGAUGAGGCGCGUAAUGGGCAGUCUAGAAGGGGAGAGGGCGGAGGAGAAGGCUGAGAUAAGGGCGAAGGAGAAGGACAAGCAGAGGAAGAGGGCGGGACGAAAAUGA